AUGAAGAGGGCAAUCUCUUCUUCAUUGCUUUUAGUUACUUAUCUUCUUUUACUAAUAAAUCUUUGGACGUUAGCUUCUUCAGCUGAUAAUGCCGAUCAAGAAUUUCUUAAAUGCCUAUCUAGCCCAUUUUAUGAAGGCAUCAAGCUCUCUGAAAUCCUCUACACACCAAACAACAGUUCAUACACUUCUGUUCUGCAGUCUUCAAUCCAAAACCUCAGGCUUGCAGGGCUGACAGGCCAAAUGCCAUCCUUCAUUGUCACACCGAUUAUCUAUUCUCAAGUACAAAUUGUGGUUCUUUGUGCUAAAAACCAUCAACUUCAAGUUAGAGUUAGAGGGGGAGGUCAUGAUUUUGAGGGUCUUUCGUAUGUUUCUGACCAGCCCUUUGUCUUGAUUGAUCUCAUCAAUCUCCGAAACAUCACAGUUGAUGCUGGUAAUGGCACUGCUUGGGUUCAAUCUGGUGCAAAUCUUGGCGAACUCAACUACAGGAUUGCUGAGAAAAGUAGUGAGUUUGCCUUUCCUGGAGGUGUUUGGCCUACUGUUGGAAUUGGAGGAUUUCUUGGCGGAGGAGGAUAUGGCUCAUUGACUCGAAAAUAUGGACUUGGUGCUGACAGUGUCAUUGACUAUCGCUUCUUGAACUAUGAGAGUAAUGUGUUUGACCGCGUUUCAGUUGUAGGUAGUGAAGAUAUAUUCUGGGCUGUUAGAGGAGGAACAGCUUCUAGCUUUGGAAUUGUUCUUGAAUGGCAAAUAAAAUUGGUUCCGGUCCCUAAAAAUGUGACUGUUUUUGCAGUUACUAGGACCUUGGCACAAAAUGCAACUUGGAUAUUUCAUCAGUGGCAAUAUGUUGCCCCAAAUAUUCACAGAGAUCUUUACAUUAAAGCCAAGAUUACAAGUAUCAAAACAGCAGACGGGAAGGAGAAAACAAUACAAGUUUCUUUUGAGUCCUUGUUUCUUGGACCUGUUGAUAGACUACUAAAUAUAAUGGAAAAGAGCUUCCCGGAAUUAGAUUUGGUCAGAAAAGAUUGCACCGAAAUGAGUUGGGUGAAAUCCACACUUUGGUUUGCAAAUGCUGGUUUUCCAAAUGGUGAAUCUCUUGAACUUCUGCUGAACAGAAAUGCAUUUCAAAAGUUCUACUUUAAGGCAAAAUCAGAUUUUGUUCAAGAGCCUAUUCCAGCAGAAGCCUUAGAUGGGAUCUGGAAAUUGUUCUUUGAGUUGGAGGCAGGUGAAGCACAAAUAGAAAUAACUCCAUUUGGAGGCAAAAUGGAUGAGUUUCCAGAAUCAGCACUUCCAUUUCCUCAUAGAGCUGGAAAUUUAUACAUGAUGCUUGAAGGCGUGCAGUGGGACAAUAAAACGUCACCAGAAAAACAAGGCAAGCUCUUGAAAUGGCUUGAAAGACUGCACAUGUACUUAACUCCUUUUGUGUCUAAGAAUCCAAGAGCUAGUUAUGUGAACUAUAAUGAUCUUGACUUGGGAGUGGGAAGCAAGACUUAUGAUGAAGCUAGUGUGUGGGGUAAUAUGUAUUUUAAAAACAAUUUCAAGCGGCUGGUUCAAGUGAAGACAGAACAUGAUCCACACAAUUUCUUUAGGCAUGAUCAGAGCAUUCCUGUUUUCCCUGAAAUGUCAUCACUUUGA
Daucus carota subsp. sativus is the source of this 1629-nucleotide messenger RNA. RefSeq names its product tetrahydroberberine oxidase. Gene Ontology annotation, molecular function: FAD binding; oxidoreductase activity. The record is from RefSeq and is a predicted model, not a curated record. The transcript has a single exon. NCBI's taxonomy places the organism in Eukaryota, Viridiplantae, Streptophyta, Magnoliopsida, Apiales, Apiaceae. Bases 1 to 1629 code for a protein of 542 amino acids.